CUCUCUCUCUCUCUCUCCCUACUGUCUCUCUCCUCUCUGUCCCUCGCCCUCCGUCUCUGUCUCUCUCCUGUCUCUGUCCCUGCCUCUGUGUGGCUCACUGAAGGUGGCAGAGUGAAAUGGCAUGUCCACACCAUGGAGAUGGCCUCACUGCAGGGACCCCACCACUGCGAUGGCCCCAGGACACCAUCGGCACCUGCAGGAUGUCACCCCAGGGGACCGCAGUCCCCUUUGCGCAGCCCCUGUUGUGUGACCAAGGUGGCAGGGUCAGAACCUCCAGAGCACUGUCUUCUUGUCCUCCCAAUCCUGAGGUCAGCUGAGGCUGCCCAAUGGGGACAUGGAUGCACCCAGUCAGGGUCAGGUCAGCCUGUGGGGAGGGGACUGUCCUGGGUUGUGGCCCUGUGGGGGUGCAGAGAGCCCCAAGGUCAGCGGAGGCCCGGAGACCGGAACCUAGGCCCUGCAGCAGUCCUCCUGGAGGACCAGAGUCCCAGGGCCCGGACGCCUCAGGGCCAGCUUUGGCCUCUGUGCGGAGGACGGCCAGGUUGCCCGGUUUCCCAGAAGCACCCAGCUGUGCCUGGGAGGUCCACGGCCUCCUGACCACAACCCACAGCCCUUUCCCCCCUUCCGGACCGUUGGGUGGGGGUGGGGCUGCAGCCCAGAGGUCUCUGGGAGAGGAGCCUGCCUGGCCAUGGGGCCCAGGCUGGGGGACUGGGGGCGCCUGCUGCUGACCCUGGCCGCGGCCCUGACACUGCCUACGGGCCCCCCUGCAGGCUCCCAGGGGGCACAGAUCAUCGGGGGCCGUGAGGUGGCCCCCCACUCCCGGCCCUACAUGGCCUCUGUGAGCUUCGGGGGCCAGCACCACUGUGGGGGCUUCCUGCUCCGAUCCCGCUGGGUGGUCUCCGCAGCCCACUGCUUCAGCCACAGGGACCCCCGUGCGGGCCUGGUGGUGCUCGGGGCCCACACGCUGCGCCCCCAGGAGCCCACACGGCAGGUGUUCGGCAUCGAGGCGGUGACCAGGCACCCCGACUACCAGCCGGCCACCCACACCAACGACAUCUGCCUGCUGCGGCUCAACGGCUCUGCGGUCCUCGGGCCAGCGGUGGGGCUGCUGCACCUGCCGCGGAGCGGCGCCAGGCCACCCGCGGCCGGGGCGCGCUGCCGGGUGGCCGGCUGGGGCUUCGUGUCGGACUUCGAAGAGCCACCCCCAGGACUGAUGGAGGCCGAGGUCCGGGUGCUGGGCCUGGACGUCUGCAAUAGCUCCUGGAGGGGCCAGCUGAGCCCCCACAUGCUCUGCACCCGCAGUGCGGACCGGCGGAGGCGCGGCUUCUGCUCGGGGGACUCCGGAGGGCCUCUGGUGUGCAUGGGCCGGGCCCAUGGCCUCAUCUCCUUCUCAGGCCUCUGGUGCGGUGACCCCAAGACCCCCGAUGUGUACACACAGGUUUCUGCCUUCGUGGCCUGGAUCUGGGGUGUGGUUCGGGGAGGCCGCCCCCCACCUAGGAUUGCAGAGCACCGCCUGGGCGCUGCCUGAGCCACAGCCCUGCUGAUGACCUGCCACUUGGACUGCAGCACCCCAUGGCGGGCCCCUGAAGCCCAGGCACUGGUUGUGGGGCAUCUCUGCUGCAAAUGAAGACAGCAGAAUCAAACCCAGUUGAUGACUAGACACACGGGCACCAGCCUCUGCCACGGACAGUUCCGGGGCCCUACCGGCCAGUGUCUGUCCUGCCCGCAGUCCUUUCCACCCUUCCAUGCCCCCACGGACCUCUGAGGAGGUAUCCGGCCCUCUCACCCUGGACCCCAGCACCCCUGCCGAGAAGGCCGAGGAGCCCACCAGUGUCCAGGUGGGGAAACUGAGGCUGGGGAACCUGGAGUGCAGGGGUGCUGGACAGGGGUCUCCCUAUCUCAGGUGGGCCUGGCCUCCGUCCUCUAAUGACCACAGCGGGUGGCCAGUCACAGGAGGAGAUCGCCCCAGGCUGUACCAUCACAUGGCUACUACUGUUGCACCCCAACUCUGAGGCCGGGAUUCGUUUUUGAGCCCCCAGCCGGCUGGCUUCUUGGGGUUGUCCUGAGCUGUCUCCCACCCCUGCCUUCCCCACCCACAGAGCCCCCUUUUCUCCCUCCCCUCUCCUACCCAGUCCCUCCUGCUGCCCUCCAUUGCUUGGAGGUGGAGCUGAGCCCAGGCACACAGCCCAGGCUUCUCUGCAUGUUCCCAGGACUCCACUAGUCACCCCCUAGCUGCGGGGCAGCACGAGACCCAGAGAGAGGAGGCGAAGGCGGGCCUGGACACCCCAGUAGCCUUUUCGGUCUUUAUUUCUUGGGUGAGGCAGAACCCAGGGUGGGAAGGCCGCCCUGUGGGCGCAGUGGACCCCUGGCUCAGGAUGCUCACUGGAAUUUGCAGCACAGCUCUCUGGGCUGGAGAAAGAUGGGCAGGGCCUCACUAUCCACCUGGACCAGGGAGCUGGGUUCUGUGCCCACUGGUUUGCCUCUGGUCUCCAACACAGUCUGAGUGGAGGGUAAUAACAGCCUCAGGGACUGGCUCCAGAACUAGCUGGUGUGGCCACCCCCAGCCCAGCUGACAGGUGGCUAGAGGCUAGUGGGGAACUGGGUCUAAAGCCCUGGCCCAGGCCUGCCACUGGGCAGCAGGAACCCAGCGCUGCCCAGGUCAAUCUUGGUCCCCACUCUUGGGGUAAGCUGGGGCUCGUGGUCCCCAUCUGGUCAUCCCUAAGUGGACAGCACAUUGCAGGACACAGGACACAGUUCUGGGUGAAUGCUGGCUGCCCCAUAUCUGAGGCCAUGGAGUCUCACCAGUUGAACCUCUGGGAGGUGCUGGGCAGAUGUGUCCGAAACAGGAGGCCUGGAUGGGACCCUGCUCAGGCAACAUGGGGGCAUUUCUUAGGGCCCUCACGGGAAGUACUGGGAGGCAGAGGUAGUGGGGAGGCAGGAACCUGUAGUUCUUGGGCCAGGAGGCCACCAUGCCACUUCCUUGGCCUUUUGCUUAUCUGGUAUGGGCACCUGCCCUGGGCCCCAGCGCCGUGCUUUGAAGCCAGCCUCCUCACCUCUGUCCUGCUUCUCACAAACCAUUAGCAGGGGCCGCCAGUGCGCUGGCGGUGUAACCGACAGGCAUCUCCAAAGAAGCAGAAACGGGGUCCUCUGGGCAGGUACCUAGGAUAGGGGCUGGGCUUCCCCAGGAGGUCCCCUAACCUGAUGCUGCGUCUCCAGGGCAGCCACAUCCACUGGCCCUUUGGGAGGUCUCCUUCCCUCCGCCCUUCCAAGACAUCUUCAGCGCGCUCUGGGAUCCCCAAGAAAUCCCCACUCAGGUUCAGUAGUCCGCGGGACAUAAAUUAGAUUCUGCUGCUGUGACAAUAAAUAAAAGAGGGACGGCCUCGAACGCCAGGCGGUGCUGCGGCAGCUCA
Molecule: messenger RNA, 3407 nt
Organism: Ictidomys tridecemlineatus (thirteen-lined ground squirrel)
Lineage: Eukaryota; Metazoa; Chordata; Mammalia; Rodentia; Sciuridae
Gene: Prss57
Product: serine protease 57
Biological process (GO): proteolysis
Molecular function (GO): serine-type endopeptidase activity
Source: RefSeq, a predicted model, not a curated record